AUGUUCUCUGUCGUGUUUAUGGACGCCUACUGUGACGAACGCCCCGGGAUCCGUGUCACCUACAGGACGGACAGUCAAAUCUUUAAUCAGCGGCGGAUGCACUUCCAGUCGUGUGUAUACGCGACAUCCAUCCAUGCAUUUCUCUUCGCCGACGACUACGCUCUCAAUGCCGACUCCGAAAGGGACAUGCAAAGGAGCAUGGACCUCUACGCUGCUACCUGCGGCAACUUCGGCCUGGUAGUCAAUAUGGAGUCUACGGUAGUGAUGCAUCAACCGCCACCCCACGCUACGUACGUGGCACACCAAAUUAACUUGAACGGCGCCCAACUGCAAGCCGUGGACAAUUUCACCUACCUAGGCAGCUUCCUCUCGCAAAACAAAAAUCGACGAUGA
Molecule: messenger RNA, 393 nt
Organism: Spirometra erinaceieuropaei
Lineage: Eukaryota; Metazoa; Platyhelminthes; Cestoda; Diphyllobothriidea; Diphyllobothriidae
Source: the annotation of a GenBank genome assembly